Molecule: messenger RNA, 2473 nt
Organism: Gossypium arboreum
Lineage: Eukaryota; Viridiplantae; Streptophyta; Magnoliopsida; Malvales; Malvaceae
Product: importin subunit alpha-like
Exons: 11
Coding region: 359-1963 (534 amino acids)
Biological process (GO): NLS-bearing protein import into nucleus
Cellular component (GO): nucleus; cytoplasm
Molecular function (GO): protein binding; nuclear import signal receptor activity
Source: RefSeq, a predicted model, not a curated record
CAUAGGUACGUUAGGGUUCCUCGAUUUCAAAUUCAAAAUCAGUGGCAGCAUUGUUAUUAAAACCAUAUCAAAGCCUGAAUUCCGCAACAGAAAUAGUAAAUAAUUUCGAAAAAGAUAGAAAAAGAAAAGAAGUCCCCUAUAAACACUACCACUCGCCUAACCCUCGUCUGGCCCCUCCUCUCCCGAUCCAUUCGAAUAAGGCUCCAAAAACCCUCAUUCUUUUUUAUUUUUUGUCCAUCUCUCAAUCUUCCAAAAACCGCGUCACUCUCUUCCCCUCUGUCAUUCCUCAAACAACCCAUCGAUCAUUUCACCUACAAAUUAAUCGGCGAUUCGAUUAGAUUGAAAAGAAGAAGCGAAUAUGUCUCUCAGACCGAGCGCCAGGACUGAGGUUCGAAGGAACCGAUACAAGGUGGCGGUUGAUGCGGAGGAAGGUCGCCGGAGGAGAGAAGACAACAUGGUCGAGAUCCGAAAAAACAAGAGAGAAGAGAACCUUCUUAAAAAACGCCGCGAAGGACUUCUCGCUCAACAGCAACAACCGCAGCAACAACAACUGCUCUCUUCAACCGCUGGUUCCGAGAAAAAGUUAGAAAGUCUUCCGGCUAUGGUUGCGGGUGUUUGGUCAGAUGACAGAAAUAUGCAGCUUGAGGCAACCACCCAAUUCCGAAAGCUGCUAUCAAUAGAACGUAGUCCUCCAAUCAAUGAAGUUGUACAAUCAGGUGUUGUUCCUCGGUUUGUGGAGUUCCUUAAUAGAGAUGACUUCCCACAGCUUCAGUUUGAGGCAGCUUGGGCUCUUACAAAUAUUGCUUCAGGGACAUCAGAUAACACCAGGGUCGUAAUUGAUCAUGGAGCUGUCCCUAUAUUUGUUAAGCUCUUAGGUUCUCCCACUGAUGAUGUUCGCGAACAGGCUGUUUGGGCACUAGGAAAUGUUGCUGGAGACUCACCUAAAUGCCGUGACCUGGUCCUUGGCCAUGGGGCAUUGGUGCCACUCUUGGCACAAUUCAACGAGCAUGCAAAGCUCUCCAUGUUGCGAAAUGCUACCUGGACUUUGUCAAACUUUUGCAGGGGCAAGCCACAGCCUUCAUUUGAGCAGACAAAGCCAGCUUUGCCAGCUCUUGAGCGUCUUAUCCAUUCAAAUGAUGAGGAAGUCCUUACAGAUGCAUGUUGGGCUCUGUCAUAUCUCUCAGAUGGUACUAAUGACAAAAUUCAAGCUGUUAUUGAGGCAGGAGUCUGCCCCCGACUGGUUGAGCUCUUGAUGCACCCAUCCCCAACAGUACUCAUUCCUGCUCUUCGCACAGUUGGAAAUAUUGUUACAGGGGAUGAUAUGCAGACUCAAUGUAUUAUAGGCCACCAAGCCCUUCCGUGCCUUUUGAACCUGCUGACGAAUACCUACAAGAAGAGUAUCAAGAAGGAAGCUUGCUGGACCAUUUCAAAUAUCACUGCUGGAAAUGUAGAUCAGAUACAGGCUGUAAUUGAAGCUGGCAUUAUUGCUCCUCUAGUCCAUCUACUUCAAAAUGCUGAGUUUGAGAUCAAGAAAGAAGCUGCUUGGGCAAUUUCAAAUGCUACGUCUGGUGGCACCCAUGAACAAAUAAAGUUUUUGGUAAGCCAAGGUUGCAUUAAGCCAUUGUGUGAUCUUCUAAACUGUCCCGACCCAAGAAUUGUCACUGUUUGUUUAGAAGGUCUUGAAAACAUUCUGAAGGUUGGUGAAGCUGAGAAAAAUCUGGGUCAUACUGGAGAUGUCAAUCUCUAUGCUCAGUUAAUUGAUGAUGCUGAGGGAUUGGAGAAGAUUGAAAACCUCCAAAGUCAUGACAACAAUGAAAUCUAUGAGAAGGCAGUGAAGAUACUUGAAACAUAUUGGGUAGAAGAUGAGGAUGAGGCAUUACCCACUGGUGAUGCUUCGCAACCUGGGUUCCAGUUUGGUGGCAAUCAACUUCCUGUUCCUUCUGGUGGAUUCAAUUUCAGUUGAAGAACGCUUGGUGGGGUGGAAUGGAGCUGAAAGGUCGGUAUUUUCUUUUUUCUUUUUUUUAUGGAAUUCACAUAUAUUCGAAGUCAUGCCACAGUAUGUUCUUAAGAAGUCGUCAAAUAAAGACAGGGUGUACGAUACGGUAAAGAGUCUGGAAGCCAUACAAAAUACUUUAAAAUUUUGCAAUGCGGUAGCUAUUCUUUUUCAGCAUCCUAACUCUCAGAUGCAAAGGGGGAGAGAUGCAGCCCAGUAUUCAGACUUCUGGUUUUUCCUCUUGUUUUGAAAGGAUGUAUUUGCUUCCUUUAUUAAAAGGCCCUUUUUUUUUUUUUUCGAUUUUAGUUAUAGUUUGGACAUCAUUUAUUUGGUCUUUCUGUUAAGAAAUAUACAGCUAUAAGGAAAAUUUUUUCUUUUCCGGUAGUGUAUUAUUGUCAGAAACUGUAUUGGAGUUAUAAAAUGUCUGCUAAACAUGUCUAGUUGUGGUCCUUCUAAAUAGAAUUUGAUUUAUUCCCGAAA